UAAACACUAUGUCAUUUUUUAAUAAACUUGAAAAUACUAUCUUUACACCAACACUUUAUCAAAAACAGUCGAAUAUUGAAUUCCAAGAUAAAUAUUUAUCGAAAUCAUUAUUAAGAGAACAAAAAUCAGGUUAUAAAUCUGAUGUAGAAUUACCAGGAUUAUGUUCAUUUAUAAUACAAGCACUUUGUGGUGGUAAUUUAAUGUGGGAUAUAGCUAAAUUUAUGAAUUUUACUUUAUUUUGUAAUCAGCUUUUAACUGAAUUAAAUAUACCAAUAUCUGUAGUCUAUACAAGUUUAAAGUAUUUUCAACAAACUUUAGCAAAUAGUAUAAAUAAAUAUAAUAUCAUAGAUUUAUCUGAUAUUGCACAUGAAUAUUCAUUAUUUACUGUGACACUUUUGAUAGCGUACAAAUUCCUGGAAGAUAAUCCUCCACAUAUGAAGCAAUGGUCAUACGUGUCAAUGAUAUCAAUGAAGGAACUUGUAUUAUUAGAAGCGCAAAUAUUAAAGAGGUUAAACCACUCACUCAAUAUUUCACUAGAGACAUUUAAUCAAUGGGCUAAACAAUGCAAUACAAUAUACGAGAUCAUGAUCAAUUCUUCACAAAAUAUAGAUCAUCAACUUAUUUCUAUCUUUGAUUUACAUAUGACACAAUCAAGGCUUGGCUAUUGUACAUUAUUACCUGUUCUCUUAUCAGAUGAUUUUUCUUAUUCAUAUGGGAGCUAUAGUCAAUUAGCAUUACUAAUGACCAAUUGUAGUAAUAAUAAUAAUAGUAGCAAUUAUAGUCACAUAUCAUUAACAGAUUAUAGCUAUUUUGAUGACAACACAAUUACUCCAUAUUACUAUAAUGAUGUGGUGCCACAGGAUCAUUAUGGUCGGUACAAUAUUCCUCCUUGGUUACAGGAAAUAGUUCCCGUACUAAUAGAUCAUUCAUGAGGUACUUAUAUAUUUACACACACACACACAAACACAUUCAUUCAUACAGACAUACAUACAUGCAUACAUAUUA
This is a messenger RNA of Cokeromyces recurvatus, 1005 nucleotides long. RefSeq lists its product as uncharacterized. Gene Ontology annotation, molecular function: cyclin-dependent protein serine/threonine kinase regulator activity; protein kinase binding. Gene Ontology annotation, cellular component: cyclin-dependent protein kinase holoenzyme complex; nucleus. The record is from RefSeq and is a predicted model, not a curated record. The transcript is spliced from 4 exons. Lineage: Eukaryota; Fungi; Mucoromycota; Mucoromycetes; Mucorales; Mucoraceae. Bases 9 to 932 code for a protein of 307 amino acids. Gene Ontology annotation, biological process: regulation of cyclin-dependent protein serine/threonine kinase activity.